AUGUCGUACACUUACAAGAAGGUCUACCAAAUUGAAGAACUUAUGGCUUUGCGUCACAGUCUUCGGUACAAUAUAGAAUUGGUGGAUUUGCUUUUGCACCAGAAGAAAUGUACUAAAAGGUCAACUUUCAAGCCAAAAAGUGGUCUUAUGUAUCCCAUAACCGCAUUUGUAGUGCUACAACCACAAAUGCCUGUAUACCAGCUGCCUCCCUCAGCAACCAUGGAUCAAGAGAAGACACGUGUCUUGUUUUCACCACCGCCGAGUUCAAAUGAAGUUUCGUCUUUAAUGACGCCACUGCAAAUGAAUCAAUCGGAGCUGGAAACAAAAAAAUUUGCAAUGUUGCCUGCAAGAAUCAUUCCGGUAAUAAAGAUCCCUACUGGAAAUCCCAUUCCAGAUGGGGGAAUACCUGUUGAAUCAUUACAGUACAGUUAUAUAUCCAGGAAUGAUGGGUGUUUUUAUAGUCCAAUGAGUCCAGAAAUGUUAUGGAGUAAAGGCAAAGUGAAAAAGUCGAAUGAACAGAAAUUGGAACCUGCUUUAAAACCAACAAUGGAACUUACAAUGGAACCUACAUUGGAACCGACAAUGGAACCUACAAUGGAACCUACAAUGGAACCUGCUUUGAAACCUACAUUGGAACCUACAAUGAUACAACAAGAGGAGAUGAAUACCAAUUUUUCCGAACAUUCCAUCUCUUCUUCCUUACUUACCUACGAAUCAUCCUCUUCUAGUGAAAUUUUCAUCAAGAUCCAUCCAUCAAAUUGA
This is a messenger RNA of Lodderomyces elongisporus, 762 nucleotides long. RefSeq lists its product as uncharacterized. Lineage: Eukaryota; Fungi; Ascomycota; Pichiomycetes; Serinales; Debaryomycetaceae. Bases 1 to 762 code for a protein of 253 amino acids. The record is from RefSeq and is a predicted model, not a curated record. The transcript has a single exon.